This is a messenger RNA of Glossina fuscipes, 1541 nucleotides long. Its product is annotated as zinc finger protein 664-like. Gene Ontology annotation, cellular component: nucleus. Gene Ontology annotation, biological process: regulation of transcription by RNA polymerase II. The record is from RefSeq and is a predicted model, not a curated record. NCBI's taxonomy places the organism in Eukaryota, Metazoa, Arthropoda, Insecta, Diptera, Glossinidae. Bases 87 to 1466 code for a protein of 459 amino acids. The transcript has 3 exons. Gene Ontology annotation, molecular function: RNA polymerase II cis-regulatory region sequence-specific DNA binding; zinc ion binding; DNA-binding transcription activator activity, RNA polymerase II-specific.
GAAGAUUCUCAUUUUUAUAACGUUAUUAAAAAAAAGCCGUGUUCGUUGGAUAUAGAAAGCCAAAUCGAUAUAUAAAAUUUAUUUAAAUGGACUCGUGCCCAACUAUUACGCCAUGUGGUUCCUGUACUGCAAAGACAAUAGACACAAGCUGUCGCACAUGCACAAAAGCCGUAACAAAUUAUCAAUGCUUGCAGCAUGUGAUUGAUGACAGCGAUACUCAACGAAAGACUUACGGUGAAUUGUUAAAAGAUUUGUUGCAAAUGGAUCAUAUGUCUAUUGUUGACGACUGCUUGCCACAAAGUGUUUGCAAAGGUUGCGCGGUUUUGCUAAGAAAUAUCUAUGCAUUUAUAUCGAAAGCCAGGGAAAGUCAGGCGGAACUUAUGGUGUCCCUGAAUAACACUAGAGGUAUAAAAUAUUCCCAAGAAACAAGUUCUAAGGUAUCUUUCUUAGAAGGAGUACAAAUUAAAAAAGAAUCUGAAAAAAUCGAUUCGCCUUUGUCGGCGUCAACGGAAGUACCAAUUACAACGAAGAUUGAAAUGUUCAAAAGUGCACCGGCAACAAGUACAGAAUUAGAAAUAAUAGGAAAUCCUCUCUUGAAUUUCAAUAAUGACAUGGAAGUAGCGGAAUAUACACUAAGUUGCAGUGAAGUCAAUUCAAUUAGUGCCUGUAACGCAAUUAGUCACUUAGAAACUGAAAAUAAGGAGGAUUUGAAAUGGCUGCAGAACCCGCUGUCUGUGCGUCGUGACAUGUGGGAUAAAAUGGACAAAAGUGACAAAUUGUAUAGAUGCCAGUCUUGCGACAAAGUCUUUAGGACUUUCCACAGUUUACAGUGCCAUCUCGCAACACAUAAUCAUGAAAAGCAGUACAAUUGUUCAGAUUGUGGCAAGUCGUUUAAACACAAAAGUAGGUUAAUGGAUCAUGUCCUUCUUCAUUCACUUGAAAGACCCUUUAAAUGUCAUAGCUGCGAUAAAGCAUUCAAAAGAUCAUCAAGCUUGCAAUCUCAUCUGAAAAUUCACUGUGAUGAAAAACCGCGCACUUGUUCUGAAUGUGGCAAAUCAUAUGAUCAUGAAGAUAAAUUUUUGGCGCAUAUGCGAAUUCAUUCCUCCGGCAAGUUGUUUAAAUGUCAUUUUUGUCAAGAAAUCUUCGGCACUUUAAACAACUUAAAAUAUCAUCAGGUCAGUCAUAACAAUGAAAGACCUCACAUUUGUUCAGAAUGUGCGAAAUCGUUUAAACACAAGGAUCAAUUGCAAGCACACAUGCGUGAUCACUUCUUUGAAAAACCUAGAGGAAGAUCAUAUAAUUGUUCGGAGUGUAACAGGUCAUUCAAACAUAAGGAUAAUUUAGAUGUACAUAAGCGUGUUCAUUCUGGUUUGGGACCUUAUGAAUGCACCGAAUGUGAGAAAACAUUCAAAUAUGCGUCCGGACUCAAAUAUCAUCUAUUACAUCACACUGUUCAAAAGCCAUAAACUUAGUAAGGAAAAUAAGCAUAAGAACCAACGACAAUACCUUCCGAUUUCUGAUAAAAGGCGUUAAUGAAUUAA